This is a messenger RNA of Mitosporidium daphniae, 531 nucleotides long. RefSeq lists its product as uncharacterized. The coding region runs from base 1 to 531 and encodes 176 amino acids. Gene Ontology annotation, biological process: glycogen metabolic process; UDP-alpha-D-glucose metabolic process. Gene Ontology annotation, cellular component: cytoplasm. The transcript is spliced from 3 exons. Gene Ontology annotation, molecular function: UTP:glucose-1-phosphate uridylyltransferase activity. The record is from RefSeq and is a predicted model, not a curated record. Lineage: Eukaryota; Fungi; Microsporidia.
AUGUCAUCUUUGAGUUUAGAAUCCACAUCUGUUUCUGACAAUUCUAGCAUACAAUCAGAAGAUGGAUCAGCUGGCUAUUCACCCAAUUCAGGAUCCCUCAAGCAGUUUCUAUUUCACUCGAUGACAACAGAGCUUGAACUCAUGAGUAACGAGCUGGAUUUACUGGUUAAAACAGCAAGUGCCGAUAAACAGCCAUCGUUCAGAAAUGAGAUGGAUAGUUUCUAUUCGAUAUUUGAGAGAUUCUUGAACCAAAAAGACCGUGAAAAAGAGCUAGAUUGGUAUAAAAUCAACAAUUUAGGCCCCGAUAAACUGAUCCCUUAUGCUGAACUGCCUGCUAUUGAAGAAGAUGAUGCAAAAAUUUGUCACCUGCUUUCAAAGCUUGCCGUGGUAAAACUCAAUGGCGGGCUUGGCACAUCGAUGGGCUGUGUUGGGCCCAAAUCCACCAUUGAGAUCCGAGAUCGAAUGACGAUCCUUGAUCUUACAAUUCAGCAAAUUGAAGUACAGACUGCUUGCGCUUACAUUAGUCGAUAA